Molecule: messenger RNA, 1182 nt
Organism: Fusarium proliferatum ET1
Lineage: Eukaryota; Fungi; Ascomycota; Sordariomycetes; Hypocreales; Nectriaceae
Exons: 3
Coding region: 1-1182 (393 amino acids)
Source: RefSeq, a predicted model, not a curated record
AUGCGCUCUCUUGCGCUUAUAUCGCUACCGACUUUCUCUGAAGAAGCAGAUUCUGGGUCGUCUAUUGGCAGUAGCAGUCUUAAUGUAUCGCGUCCAUGCAGUAGGAGCACAGUUCGAGGCAUGAGCGAUGAUGAUAACGAUUUAGCUCUAUCAACGCUUGGAUCUGGAGAUCCGUGGGACACUGGGCGACCGAGCGAUGUCGGAACCGACUCCUUCGAUGGCUCGCGUGGCCAGCCUUUUAAUGUUCAUGGGGUCGAGAGACCUAGUCCACCCCUUGAUAUCCUUGGUUUCCAAUACUCAACACAUGACGCUGAAGACGAUCCAAUCAUCCAGUCAAUGCUGGGAUAUAUGAAGAGUGAGGCUGCAACGGUAGAGAAGAAUCUUAAAGGAGAAUCGAUGCUUUUAGGGGAUCAAGAUUCUAGGUUCGACCAAUACCCUACAGCCUUAGAGGCGAAAAAUAUCGAGGCGAAACCCUAUUCAGAAUUUCAAGAUCCAAAACCAGCUGAAUCAUCUACACUAAGCUCAUUGCCAUCAGCUACUGACAUGUCAGAAGAAACUCUGUCUGGCUUCGAUUUACCCUUGCCAGGCUAUAAUGACGAGGUCAAAAACAGAUUAAAGCCAACUAAAGGAAAGGAGAAAGCAGAAUCGACCACACAACAAACAAAGAAUCUAUCUACUGAGAGGCAAGCAGAAGUGGGAAUCAAACACGUCUAUUCACAAUCGGCAUUCAGGAGGUCAAAAAGUAUCAAAUCCGACUAUGAGAUUAAUGUUAAUGGUCCAAUUGAAGUUAUUGGGUCAGUUAAGUCUGGCAGUAGUGUAACUUUGACUGGGGAUGUUAUAGUAAGAGAGAAAGUCGAUGCCUUUGGUAGUCUUCUGUUGAGCGGGAGUAUCCGAUGCGACGGCAAGGUGAAAGCUUACGGAAAUAUUACAGUUAACGGCUAUACUUUAGUCAAUGGUAAAAUGAAAGGAUGUGGCAAAUUGAGAAUUAUAGGUACACUUGAAACGACUGACCUGGAGAUCUACGGUAAUGUUUCUCUUACUGGACAUUUGAAAUGUAGGCGUCUCGUUGUGUAUGGGACGCUCACCUUAAUAGGAUCUGAUUCUUCUUACUAUAUAGAAGAAUCUGAGCAGGUUGCCGGAGCUGUAAGAAUGGCAGAAGCAGAGCCGGAUUGGGAUUGGUAA